AUGAAUUGGUCGAUCCUUCUGGUGUGCCUGGUCAGCGUGACGAGCUGUCGGGCUGCGAGCCUGGAGCCACAGGAGAAAGAAAAGGGCUUCCUCGACUGGGUCAGCAAUCUGCUGGGCGGCACCAGUACCACUGCCAGUCCUAUUAUAGCACAUGAUCCUCCCGCCAACUGCCCUGCUUGUCAAUGCGGUAUAGCGCGGACCAAGCGUCGGAUAGUCGGUGGUUACGAGACCAAAGAGCGCGAGUAUCCCUGGAUGGCGAUGCUUAUGUACAACGGACGUUUCUUCUGUGGAGCGUCUCUGAUUAAUGACCUGUAUAUCCUCACUGCUGCUCAUUGUACUGGCUACCGCAAGGAGCGUCUCACAGUGCGCUUAUUGGAACACGACACGACCAACCGCAAUGAGACAAAGACCAUUGACAGGAAGGUCUCGGCGGUUAUACGUCACCAGCGUUACAACCCUGGCACUUAUGACAACGAUAUAGCUCUCAUGAGGCUUGAUGAAAGGCUGGAUUUAAGCAGCGCAAUAAAGCGAGUGCGCAGAGAUGGAGACGCCACGACUGAAGCCAGUUCUAGCAGCACCACUGAAGAACCCUCCACUGCGGCCCCAGAAGUUGAUGACGUCAGAGUGCGGCCUGUCUGCCUGCCCACCCCUGGACUGUCUUAUACCCGCCAGUGCGGUGUCGUCAUUGGUUGGGGGGUUACUGAUGAAGGAGGUUCCAUUUCUAAUACUUUACAAGAGGUGAAAGUGCCAAUAGUAUCAAACGCUGAAUGCAAGGACCGUUCAUACGGCAGACGAGUGACUGACAACAUGAUGUGUGCGGGCGAGCCUGAUGGCGGCCGUGACGCUUGCCAGGGUGACUCCGGCGGACCGCUACAUGUGUUCAACGAGACCACUGAGAAGUAUCAGGAAGUCGGUGUGGUGUCUUGGGGCGAAGGUUGUGCCAGACCAGACAAAUACGGAGUGUACUCCAGGGUGAACCGAUACCUGACGUGGAUCAAGAGCAACACGGCCGAUGCCUGCUACUGCGACUGAACACGAAAACUUUACUUCUGAAAGUGACGCGACAAAGUUAUGAAUAAAAUUCUAAUUCACUCUGGUUUACACUCUCGCCUCGCGCCUCGCCUCGUACCUCGUCUAGCAGCUCGCGAGGUAGCGAGUGCCCGUUUACACUCUCGUGCCUUCGGUUUGCGUUGAACCAGCAACGCUCCGAGGCGAGCGCCGCGAGUGGCGAGGCGAGGCGCGAGGAAGCGUUUACACUCUCCCCUCGCGGCUCGCCUCGCCACUCGCGCGAGAUUGUAAAAGGAUUACCUAUGAAUUGGACGUUUCGUGUACCUACCGCAGCGGUGUUGGCACCGCACACGCUUUAUAAGUCACACGGUUGCCGCAACGCACAUUUGGUAUCAAAACCAGUGAGCAUCCGUUUGCAGAACGACAAACGCAUCGUUGCCACAUCGCAGCUAUCCGACACGAAGCUUCCAAUUCAAAAUGUUCAAGUUAUCAAAAUAAAAAUGCCAUAUUGGCGUACCGGACCAUGACAAAAUGUUCUAUAAAACGGUCCCCUAUCAUGACUACUUAAUCUUCAGAUCGUCUUACGAUAAACUUCGACUUUUCACAAGUUUCCAAAUUAUUUUCUUUGUUGCAUCAUCGAGUAUUGCUCCACAUGCUAUGACUAUUACGUGACAUUCACAUAUUUCUGCGUUAUCGAAUCUUGAAUAACGAAAAUCGUAUUAGGUACCUAGUACUUUGUAGAAUAAGCUACCAUCCACAAUAUGCAUUUACUGCACCUAAACAUUCUUAAAAAAAAUACCAAACUAUGUUCUACAAGUUUAUUUUUCUUCAUGUCCAUUUAAGAUGUGAAUUUUUAUACGAGAUUCUCUAAGCAGAAUUAAUUGCUAUGAAGCCAAUUUCAGGGGUUUUCAAAUCAUUGCUUAUAUUUUUGUAACUUUGUCACCUGACUUUCCUUUAUGUUUUAAUUAAGCACUCUGAAUUUACAAUUAAUUAGUAUUUAUUUAAUAAAUUAUGU
Molecule: messenger RNA, 2023 nt
Organism: Helicoverpa zea (corn earworm)
Lineage: Eukaryota; Metazoa; Arthropoda; Insecta; Lepidoptera; Noctuidae
Gene: P37k
Product: trypsin-1-like
Exons: 6
Coding region: 1-1032 (343 amino acids)
Biological process (GO): proteolysis
Molecular function (GO): serine-type endopeptidase activity
Source: RefSeq, a predicted model, not a curated record